CUGAAAUGAAACAGAAUGGUUGCAUUUUAACUUUACGAGUCAUUAAAAUCUAAAUAAUUCGAAUUAAAUUUCACUUAGAAAUGUUUGUUUUUAAGACCUGGAAUUGUUAAUAAGAGAGAACAUGUACAGUUCUACCUUAAAUCAUAACACACGAUUAACACUACUGCGUACAGCAGACCCAUGUGUUGCGCAGUAGUAUGUGUUUGCAAUCCAGAUUGUGUUUGACGUAAAAUAAGUAUCAAGCGCUUGAUCAAUGAAUUUUAACGAUGCGAAGAAUGAAGUUCUGCAGGUGUUGUCCAAGACGGAGAGACAACAUCUUCCAAAGCUGUUAGAAUGGUUGAAAACAUCCGAUGAUCUGGAUGAUUUCCUGGUGGAUAACCAAAGUGUUAUUCUUCAAAGUAUUGCAGAAGACCUAAGGGUUUGCCUUCCACUGGAGGCUAUGGCUCCCUCAGAGACUAUGGCUAUUCAGAAGACUCAACAGAAACCUCAUCCCACUGUGCAUGUGGAUGCAUUCUUAUAUGAUGAGGAAGCUGUGGAUUCAUUGUGUGAGGAGGGAAAAAUGAGUCGCAACUAUUGCCUCAACUGUGGAUCGCACAGAACAGCACCGCUGGAGUUCAUUUCACAUUCAUUCUCAAUCCCGGAGCUCCAUUUCCUAUUCCACAAUGUUCUUCCAGACCUCUCAGGAAAACUGGUGGUGGAUGUGGGAUCUAGACUUGGCGCUGUGCUAUUUGGGGGCUACCUGUACAGUGCAGCAUCUCAGCUUGUGGGGGUUGAAAUAAGUUCAGAGUUUGUCAAGCUUCAAACAAUGGCUGUAGAGAAAUAUGGCUUCAGUGACAGAAUUCAGGUGAUUCAUGCAGAUAUCCGCUCUCAGUCUGCCUUAGUGCAAAAUACAGAUGUUCUGAUAAUGAACAACGUGUUUGAAUACUUCAUGGAACCAAGUGAUCAAAUGCAAGCUUGGCUAUUUAUUAGUCAAAAUUUCAGAAAGAAAGGUGCACUGCUUGUAACUGUACCCAGCGUUCAAGAGACACUUGCUUUAUUUCAGGAUGCUGUUUUCCUAGAGACGUUCGUGCUCAGCCAAUGGAUAGAGGAAGUACCACUUGAUUACACUGUUUAUCUAAAAAAUGACACAGAUCCAGAUUCUCUCAAGCAAAUCCAUCUUUAUAGAGUACUUUGACCCUCGGAAGAGACUCUUCUGAUACAGUGGAACCAAUGAAUACGAUUAGCCUCAAUGAGGCCUUUAACAGGACAAAUGAUGCAAAUAGAUUUGACUAAACAUACAGCAUCCUCUUCUGAUGAAUGUUCACUUGUCAAUUUUUAAAGUUGAGUUUGACUGUAAACACAUUUGUACUUAAAAUUGUUUAUGUAUUGUUUUCCUGUAGGUGACCUCUUCUUUGGUUUUGUAAUUUGUUCAAAUGCAUUUCGUCUCCAACUCUUUCUGUUGAAACAGGAAGUAGGGGAGGGAUCGUUGCAUGUUUUUUCUUUUUCUUUUACUUUACAGGCAGAGGUAGUGCACUGGAGACAAUUUACAUCAUCCUUGAUAUUAUUUUGCCUUGUGUUACUGCCAAACUCAGCCAAGUCACCGACUUUGUUUUUAAACCCAUCAUAGCUAUUAAAAUAUAUUUAAAAAAAUUAUACGGCACAAUCUUUUGCUAACUGUAAUGACUGUAUUGUAUGUUUUUGUUUGUUUGUAUAUUUGUACAUUAUACUCUUACGAGUACACUAUAGAUCAUAUAGCUCAAAACUAACACACAUGGAUGUAAAGCCACUAAACUCCAAUUUUAAUUAUUAU
Onychostoma macrolepis is the source of this 1789-nucleotide messenger RNA. RefSeq lists its product as uncharacterized. The transcript has 8 exons. Gene Ontology annotation, molecular function: S-adenosylmethionine-dependent methyltransferase activity. The record is from RefSeq and is a predicted model, not a curated record. Lineage: Eukaryota; Metazoa; Chordata; Actinopteri; Cypriniformes; Cyprinidae. Bases 254 to 1174 code for a protein of 306 amino acids.